Brassica oleracea var. oleracea is the source of this 666-nucleotide messenger RNA. Its product is annotated as glutathione S-transferase T3-like. The transcript is spliced from 4 exons. The coding region runs from base 1 to 666 and encodes 221 amino acids. The record is from RefSeq and is a predicted model, not a curated record. NCBI's taxonomy places the organism in Eukaryota, Viridiplantae, Streptophyta, Magnoliopsida, Brassicales, Brassicaceae.
AUGGAGCUAAUGGAGAAGCUAGAAGUCUGUGUGGAGAGAGCUACUACGGAAGCUAAAUUUCAGCCUUCCAAGAUUUGGAAUGAACAGAAGACGGACUCCUUUUGGAAAAGAAUUGGAGCUUACUUCAAUGAAAGUCCUCAGCUUGUUGGUAUGCCACAAAGAGAGGGUGGCAACUGUAAGCAAAGGUGGUUCAAGAUCAGUGACCAAGUCUCCAAGUUUGUUGCCUCUUUACGUGCUGCAACAGGUCAGCAGUCAAGUGGGCAGAAUGACAAUGAUGUCAUGAAGCUUGCUUAUGAAAUCUAUCACAAUGAUUACGCUGCCAAGAAGGGUGAAGAUGGUUCUCAAGCUUCUGUCCAGUCAUCAAACCAUGGAGAUCGAGAAGAGGCUCGUCCUAAAGGUGUGAAGAAGGCAAAGGCAAGGUUGAAGGCAAAAGAGAUGGAAGCAACCAGCACCAAGCCUAUGGAGAAGUUGCAAGACAUGUUUGAGAUAAGGAAGCAGGAUCAUGAACUGAGGAAGCAGGAUCUUGAACUGAAGAAGCAGGACUUUGAAAUGAAGGAGAAGCUUAAUAAGCAACAUAUGUUGGAGACUCUCCUUGCAAAAAAAGAGCCUCUUAGUGAGAGUGAAAUAGCUUUGAAGAACAAACUAAUAAGUGAUAUAUUGUCAUAA